AUGAGCUGGCUCCGGCGCCUGACGGGCGCGGCUACGCAUGCUUGCCAACGGGCAAUCCAGCGAGAUACAGACACUAGGAAACAGCAGUUAGAAAGUACACCGCCUAUGUCCUACAUCAAACUCUCGCCAGCUCUAACACAUAAGCCAGAAGCAAUCAAAGCACUUCGCAAGUCGGCCAAGCUUCGGGGCGACCAGAUAACCUAUGAAGUGAAAUGGCACGCAGACAUUCAGCGAGCAUCCGGCACCUUACGCAUGAAGGAAAUUUGGCGCGGAGGAUGGAGACUACAUGAUCACGACUUCGGAGUGUUCAAGGGAAGCGAGGAGGAAGUGUACGAAGCGCUUCUGAAUGCUGUGAAUAGUGAGAGGGAGUGGAUGAAAACUAUGCAUCGCGCAGUGCGUAAGUGCUACACGCUCUCGCUCAGGAAUCUCAUUAAGGAGAAUGCAGGAAAAAGUAAGAAAAUUUGGCCGGAGAUGAAGCAUGUGAGCGGAAUAUUAGAGGAUGAAGGGAAUGGUAGUUUCAAGGCUGCGAUUAGAGCUGAUCAAAGCGCUUCGGAGUACCGUACUCUGUUCAGGACACGGGCAGGGUCGAAGUACGAGGUCAUUCAACUCUUGAGUUCGCAAAUAGAAGAGCACGCGAAGGUGGAGGGAGUGUAG
Messenger RNA from Trematosphaeria pertusa, 654 nucleotides. RefSeq lists its product as uncharacterized. The coding region runs from base 1 to 654 and encodes 217 amino acids. Lineage: Eukaryota; Fungi; Ascomycota; Dothideomycetes; Pleosporales; Trematosphaeriaceae. The transcript has a single exon. The record is from RefSeq and is a predicted model, not a curated record.